Molecule: messenger RNA, 4464 nt
Organism: Siniperca chuatsi (mandarin fish)
Lineage: Eukaryota; Metazoa; Chordata; Actinopteri; Centrarchiformes; Sinipercidae
Product: phosphatase and actin regulator 1-like
Exons: 12
Coding region: 315-2123 (602 amino acids)
Biological process (GO): stress fiber assembly; cell motility
Molecular function (GO): actin binding
Source: RefSeq, a predicted model, not a curated record
GUGGAUUAGCUACAACCGACUGCAGUCUACAGCUCUGGGAGGGAGAGGUAGUCACUGCCAUUCACUACUCACUCUCUAUUUUAUUAUUAGCUCACUUGGAUCUGGCAGCAGUGACUUUUGCAUUGCGCAACCAAGUAGCUGCAUAUAUCUGGAUCUCAGGUAAAGGUGUGGGGUACAGCAGAGAGAAGCGGCUGAUUUGGGUUCGAUGGAAGCUGCUACUGUAGGUCAGGUAGGACUCAAUUGAUGGCCCUUUAAUUUAAAUCCACACCGUCGUAACACCGCGCACUGAAGCGCUGCUCCGUUUUCGCGUCCUAAUGUUCAGGACGGCCAAUUACCCGACGGUGGAUCCUGCGCCCACCAUCAUGCACGGCACUUGGAUUACCACGGGGUGCCGAGAAAACACGCCCGUGGCGGUGGAGAAACCCAAGAAAAAGGCGUUCAGCCUGGUCAAAAUAAUGUCUCUCAGCAACAAGAAAGGGCACGGCCAGUAUCCGCACCACAACAACAACAUGCCCUUUACGAUCCACUGUCACAUCGGGAAAGAGAUAAAGCACAUUUGCAGCAAUUGCAGUCGCGGGAACGACACACAGGAUGCUGAGGAAGUAGAGAGGCUGGCUGCCAUGCGUUCCGAGUCCUUGGUCUCUGGCACCCACACUCCACCUAUCCGUCGUCGGAGCAAGUUUGCCACUCUAGGACGCCUCCUCAAGCCCUGGAAAUGGAGGAAGAAGAAGAGUGAGAAGUUCAAGCAGACCUCUGCUGCUUUGGAGAGGAAAAUGUCAAUGCGACAGAGCAGAGAUGAGUUGAUCAAGAGAGGAGUGCUGAAAGAGAUCUUCGAAAAAGCAACCGUUGAGUUCCGAUCCUCGAUGGACGGCGGAGUCUGCACUCGGGAGUCCUCUAUUAAGUCAUCUAUGGUCCUGCCCACCAAGAAAUCGGUCACCUACCAAGGUGACCUUCAGGAUACCCCCGCCAAGCCGCCACUGUACCACAAACAGCCUCCUGCUCUCCCUCCAAAGCCUUUCUCUAGGAUCCCAAACCAUAGCACAGAUUCUUGCCAGCCAAUGAAGUUGCCCUGUAUGCCCGGGGGGAAGCACUCUCCACCUCUGCCUCCCAAGAAAGUGAUGAUUUGUGUGCCUCCUGGGGGGUUGGACUCCAGCUCCCCCUCUCCAUCCCCCAAUCCCCUCAGCGCUCUAUCCCAAAAGUGCGGCCCUCCCCAGGGCAUGUCCCUCCACCACGGCACCUUGCUGCCCUCUCAGCUCGCUGGUCUGUCCAGUCUUCACCAGAGCCACGGUCACCCGCUCCAGCUUCAGUACGGCAGCUUGCACACGCCCAGCCGCAUCAUCGAGGAGCUCAAUAAAACCCUGGCACUCUCGAUGCAGAGGUUCGAAAGAUCUGGUCCCUUUCACGCCACUAGCUCUGUGUUGCACGGUGGUGGUCAGUGUGCUCCCCUGGACAGAAGAGAAGUGCCGUCUGUGAUCAUCGACUACGAGGAUGAUAAGGAGAACAUGCCCAACGAGUCUGACUAUGAAGAUCUGCCCAGCAUGUAUAAGGAUGAGGACGAUGACGUGGAUGAUGACGACGAGGACGACGACGAAGAUGACGACUCCAUAUUUACAAGUACCCUGGCUCAGAAGGUGCUGAGGAAAGACUCUUUAGCCAUCAAGCUGAGUAACCGUCCAUCCAAAAGAGAGCUGGAGGAGAAAAACAUCCUGCCCAUGCAGACAGAUGAGGAAAGACUAGAGUCUAGGCAGCAGAUAGGCACCAAACUCACAAGGCGCUUGAGUCAGAGACCCACAGCGGAGGAGCUGGAACAGAGGAACAUUCUCAAACCUCGCAAUGAGCAAGAGGAAAUGGAGGAGAAGAGGGAGAUAAAACGAAGGCUAACACGAAAGCUGAGCCAGAGGCCGACUGUAGAGGAGCUGAGACAGGCCAAAAUUCUUAUCCGAUUCAGUGACUAUGUGGAGGUGUCAGAUGCCCAGGACUAUGACAGGCGGGCAGAUAAGCCUUGGACCCGGCUCACAGCAGCUGACAAGGCAGCUAUACGGAAAGAACUCAACGAUUUCAAGAGCAAUGAGAUGGAAGUGCACGAGUCAAGUCGCCAUUUAACCAGGUUUCACAGACCAUAGUAGACCACCACUGUCUCGAGCUGUGCCGGACCGGCGCUCUCCUCCACUGAGAACCUUAAGUGCUGGACAGUAAAAUGGUGCCCGUUUCUACAAUAAGGCCAUGUCUUCUGAAAUGCCUUUUCAAGACCCACACAACUGAGUCGGUACUACGCUCAAAGAUGCAGACACCCACUACUCCAUCCACUGUAGUAGCACAUAAUGACUCCAGUUGAUUGACAUCGCCCCUCUAUGGAAUUUGCUCGACUGUCUCUUAAACCUCUCUGCUGAGCUCUCAGGCAGGCGCUCAGUUCUGUGGCGAUUGGACAGCGGGAGAGUUUGUGUUUGCAAUUGAUUAACACUUUAAACAUCUACGGAGGGCAACUGUACCUUGGUUCAUCAAUAACGCCAGUGGACUUGUCUCAGUGGACAUGUUUUUAAUCCCUCUUCUUUAUCAUGCUGUCCCUCCAGACUCCUCUAGCCCUUAUGGACAACUCUGUGCAAGGAUGCAGGGUUGAUUCUUCUGAGCUCGCUAUAUCAGCAGCAGAUCCAUCUUCACUGCACCUGCUGGGACGGCUUAGAAAGACACACGGGAGGGGUCUGACAUUAGAAUCACCUGCAAUAUUUUUUUUCUUCUGCUUUCCUAGGUUAUCGCCCCCCCUAGAGUCCCCUCUGUGUCAUUACAAUGUAGUCCUGACUUUUCCCUCAUAUGUGCAAUUCUCACUGUACCGACAAUGUUGACAUCUAAUUGCUAACUGUGAAUUUGAGAGUUUGGGCAAAUGCCUGCACUCUCUCCAAAUGUACAUUUUGUUUAUACUGAGGACGGAAAGUUGCAUUUAAAGAAGAAUCAUGCUUGACCAAGUUUCAUUCAUGUCACAAUCUUAUAAAUUUAAUGUAAAAAUUGCAGCUGGCAGAUAUAUUCUGGUUCCAGCGUGUGCAACAAUUAUCUGUUUUAUAUUAUUUUGUUAGUUUUUAGUUGUCUUUGAUGGAGGCACUUGGAUCAUAAAUGAUUAAUUCACAUGUUUUGUAGCUCUUUUGAGCUGGCUCACCACAUUGUUAUCUCUCAAAUUUCUUUGUGUUUGGAGCAGUGUGUUUAUUGAUCUUUGCUCAUAAUGUGCAUUGUAUUAUACAUUUUACUUUUAUACUCAUGUCAUUAUAAGCUUUUGACCAAGCAAUAUGUUGUUUGUAGAGAAAAGGUUAAACUACAGGUGUACUCCCCACCAUUUUUUUUUUUACAGCGCUUAUACACUACGCCUCACUUCAGGGUUUUAAUUUUCUUUUGUACUUUGCUUUAGAAAGACUUUAUUCAGGAGGACUUUUUCUGUAUUUUUCUUGACUUACCCACCAAAAACGUAUGCCUCUUAAACAGCUUACCAACGCAUUCGGACGAGAUUUGGUUCAGUCACAAAUCAACAAUUGAACGUGAUGAUGCAUUCUCACUUUUGAAACAUGAGUACAGAUUUUAGUGAAUUCAGGAUUUUAAAAUUUUUAUUGCUAAAAUUCUUUGCACUGUUAAGAGUUUGGCUUUACAAUGGUCACUGUUUUAGGGUCAAGGCCCAAGUGUGUAAAAUAGUUUUCUGAUCUGUGAACAUUUAGUUUCUUCACUUUGACGGUAUUGUUACCUGAUCACUGAUCCUACAACAGUAUUCCAAUACUCGUAAGCUUUAUGUACACAGAAUAUUUUUAUUAUUUUUUACUGUUUUACUUUUAAAGUUGCAAUAUGAAAUUCUUGUUUGUCAGUAGUAGAGGUGAAAGGCUGUCAGCCACCUACUAUAAUACAUCUGUCUGCAAAGGAAAAUGUGUUCUCCCUUAUUUUCAAGGUCUCGAUCGGUGAUGGAUAGAUGACCCAAUAAAACCUGGGAACCAAGAACAUAGAAAAUGUGUUGCACUUUAUAGUUUUUAUGUGAAAUAGGGGUUUUGUUAUAGUUUGGAGUGGUUUCUCCUCAGUAUCAGUACACAGGUCAUGUCACAUUGCUCCUUUUUUAAAAUCAAAAUUUCAUUGGGUCAUCUAAUCUCAGAGACUUUGAAAUAUGAGGUAUUUUUUGUGUUAGAACCAGCUUCUGUAUGAUUCCAGCAUCAUGCCAUUAUUUGAAAUUUUCCAUCCAUAGAGCAUAAUAGGAAUGAAUUCAUACAAAUACGCUCCAGUUCUCAUUUUAGCUCUAAGAAACAAACCUGAGCCAUUGGGCUGAGCAUGAGGUUUUUCAUUUUGCUGGAAUCAAGGAACAUGAAUUCAGCAAUAAUCUGUUUCCUUUUACAUGUUGGUGGAGCAACUGAACUAAUUUGAAAGUGUUCUUUUUUCAUUUUUGAAAUACAGAAUACCAUGUAAAGGAUACAUCAUGCCAAUUAAAUUCCAUUUCUGAAUGCA